Molecule: messenger RNA, 534 nt
Organism: Sorghum bicolor (sorghum)
Lineage: Eukaryota; Viridiplantae; Streptophyta; Magnoliopsida; Poales; Poaceae
Product: proline-rich receptor-like protein kinase PERK9
Exons: 1
Coding region: 1-534 (177 amino acids)
Source: RefSeq, a predicted model, not a curated record
AUGGCCAUCGGUGUGCCGGCCCAGCUGGGCAGGCGGCCCACCGGCCCCUGCCCCUCCCCCUCCCUCUCCCCCUCGCCCUCUCCACCGGCCGCAACGUCGCCGCCGCCUCGGGUGAGCACCACCCGCGAGGCGACCCCGACGCUACUGCCCUGGUCGCCUCGCUCGACUCCCCCCACCUCUCUGUGCCCCGCCUCCCUGCGCCCGGAUGCACUGGCCGUCGCCGCCGGUGAGCUGCGGCCGCCGCGCUCUCUGCCUCCGCCCCCGAGCUGUGGCCGCCGCGCUCUCUACCUCCCGCAUCAGCCCCCACGCGAGCGCAGCCGCACCCGCCCCACGCACAGCAGCAAAGAAGUGACGCCGGCGAGCUUACCUCGACUGGUGGCGGAGGAGAAGGGCGGCGGUGAGAAAUUUUGGCAGCCUGUCGGCGUCACUUUGAAUAGAACUGGCGCCUUCGAGACUUACAAAUUUUCGGGACUGGCCGCGACCUAUAUAAGGGCGGCAUUUCUACAGGCGGUUCGCAUUGACCACUGCCUGUAG